AUGAGCCCAACCAACGGCCUCGCUUAUAGCAAUGUCCUUACCAUCGUCUUUGGCAUUAUCGCCAUCACUACGUCAGCGAUAACCCUCUGGCAGAACCAUAGAUCCUAUCGACAGUCAGUGGCAAAUGCCCCACAAGAGGAACAUCGAUGUGGUCAGACCAAACGCCAGAGUGUAGGUGCAGUGAUGUCGACAGCGGGGUGGGCAGAACGCACAACUCCUAACAUCUGUACUCCAACACCUAUGUUCAUGAGAUUGGUAUGGCCAAAGGAUUUGGAUUGA
Sclerotinia borealis F-4128 is the source of this 279-nucleotide messenger RNA. NCBI's taxonomy places the organism in Eukaryota, Fungi, Ascomycota, Leotiomycetes, Helotiales, Sclerotiniaceae. The record is from the annotation of a GenBank genome assembly.